Molecule: messenger RNA, 525 nt
Organism: Polyodon spathula (Mississippi paddlefish)
Lineage: Eukaryota; Metazoa; Chordata; Actinopteri; Acipenseriformes; Polyodontidae
Product: collagen alpha-2(IX) chain-like
Exons: 10
Coding region: 1-525 (174 amino acids)
Source: RefSeq, a predicted model, not a curated record
AUGGGUCCACGCGGACCAAGGGGGCUGCCAGGAGAGGCUGGGAGCAAUGGCAUGCAGGGCCUUGUCGGAGGGCCUGGACCUCAGGGGAAACCAGGGAGGGAGGGCCCCCGGGGGCAGAAGGGGGACACAGGAGAGCCCGGGGAAGCUGGUGUGAUUGGGGACCCUGGAGGUAGUGGAGCCACGGGCACCCCCGGAAAAGCUGGAAAGACUGGUCCAUCAGGUGAUCCAGGGCUGAAAGCAUCAAAAGGGGAGAAAGGAGAUCCAGGAUUCAAGGGAGACCCAGGCCCUCCAGGGCCACGGGGCAGGAAGGGGUUCAAAGGAAGGACCGGCCCUUCAGGCUUUCCUGGAGUUAUGGGAGUGAAUGGUGCCCCAGGCCUCCCAGGGAUACCGGGUUAUGAAGGCGCAAUGGGAGAACCUGGCAAACUGGGUAGAGAUGGUCCCAAGGGCUUUAGAGGUCCUACUGGGGUGAAAGGAUUGCCUGGACCUCGGGGAGAGAAGGGAUACAGGACCUUCCCUCCAGGAUAA